GCGUCUUCAUUCAUUUUCUAGUCUUCGUUGUAAACCGGUUGCCUGAACAAGUUGUGCUAAAGGAACUCUGAGAUUGAGACUCUUAUUGCCAGUAGAAUAUAGGCGUGAUCCGGUCAUCCGGGAAACAGAAUAGAAAAUGAAGUGCAUGUUACUUCUAAUUGUGGGACUUUUCCUUUUCGCAGGAAUCACCACCGUGCGCGCUGAGGAUGAACUAGACUCCGAGGACGUACCAUCGGUCGAGCAGGAUCUGGGCGCUUCGAAGGAAGCUUCCCGUACCGAUGCGGAAGUGAUACAGCGUGAGGAAGAAGCUAUUAAAUUAGAUGGACUGAGUGUAGCGCAGAUCAAAGAAUUGCGUGAAAAGUCUGAAAAAUUCACGUUCCAAGCUGAAGUAAACCGUAUGAUGAAGUUGAUUAUAAAUUCUUUGUACCGAAACAAGGAAAUCUUCUUGCGUGAGUUGAUCUCGAAUGCUUCAGAUGCCUUGGAUAAGAUCCGUCUGCUGUCGCUUACCGAUCCUAACGUAAUGGAGACAAACAACAAGCUCGAGAUCAAAAUAAAGGCAGACAAGGAAAACAGGGUGCUGCAAAUUAUUGACACCGGUGUCGGCAUGACGAAACAAGACUUGGUUAACAACUUGGGUACGAUAGCGAAAUCGGGUACGGCCGAUUUCCUCUCGAAGAUGCAAGAGACGAAGACUGAGGGACAGGAUGUGAAUGAUAUGAUUGGACAAUUCGGUGUCGGUUUCUAUUCGGCCUUUUUGGUUGCUGAUCGUGUCGUAGUAACCACUAAACACAACGACGAUAAACAGUACAUCUGGGAGUCGGACGCCGCAAGUUUCAGCAUUGUAGAACAUCCUAGUGGUAACACACUGGAGCGUGGAUCGCAAAUUUCACUGCACUUGAAGGAGGAAGCCCAAGAUUUCCUGGAGGAUGACACUAUUAAGCAAUUGAUUAAGAAAUAUUCGCAAUUCAUCAACUUCCCAAUCUACAUGUGGACGAGCAAAGAAGUCGAAGAGGAAGUUCCGGUUGAGGAAGAAGCUGCGGAGAAACCCGAGAAAAAAGAUGAGGAUCAUGCUGAAGAGGAAGAUGGUAAAGUUGAAGAAGAAACCGAGGAUGACAAACCAAAGACGAAGAAAAUUAAGAAGACUGUGUGGGAUUGGGAAAUCAUGAAUGAUAGCAAGCCAAUUUGGACUCGCAAGCCGAACGAUGUUUCGGAAGACGAGUAUACAGAAUUCUACAAGAGCUUGACUAAAGAUUCUUCGGAACCUUUGACGCAGACUCACUUUGUGGCGGAAGGCGAGGUCACCUUCAAAUCUUUGCUGUACAUUCCAAAGGUUCAACCCUCGGAAAGCUUCAACAGAUACGGAACGAAGGCAGACAACAUUAAGCUGUAUGUGAGACGUGUGUUUAUUACGGAUGAAUUCAACGAUAUGAUGCCAAACUAUUUGAAUUUUAUUCGUGGCGUUGUUGAUUCCGACGAUCUUCCCUUGAAUGUUUCUCGUGAAACUCUCCAGCAGCACAAACUUAUUAAGGUUAUCAAGAAAAAACUCGUUCGAAAGGCGCUGGAUAUGAUUAAGAAGAUCGAUAAGGAGGCGUAUGAGAAGUUCUGGAAAGAAUAUUCAACUAACAUCAAACUUGGAAUCAUGGAAGACCCCAGCAAUCGUUCCCGUUUGGCCAAGUUGUUACGUUUCCAAUCAUCCGAAGGCAAGAGCACCAAGGAGUACACAAGCCUUUCUGAGUACGUAUCUCGCAUGAAACCAAAGCAGGAACACAUCUACUUCAUUGCCGGUGCAAGCCGUGCUGAGGUCGAGAAGUCUCCAUUCGUUGAACGUUUGCUGUCGCGUGGUUAUGAGGUUUUGUACCUUGUGGAAGCAGUUGACGAGUACAGCAUUUCCGCUCUGCCAGAAUUCGACGGUAAAAAAUUCCAAAACGUCGCCAAGGAAGGAUUUGUCCUCAACGAUUCGGACGAAGCCAAGGCCAAAUUUGAAGAACUCAAGACUGAAUUCGAACCACUCCUCAAAUGGUUGAACGAUGUUGCUCUCAAGGACAAGAUUGCCAAGGCACUAGUUUCGGAACGUCUCUCUAACUCACCGUGUGCUUUGGUGGCUUCAAUGUUCGGCUGGACCGGUAACAUGGAGCGUCUUGCCAUGGCUAACGCCCAUCAAAAGACUGAUGACCCCCAGCGUCAAUACUAUCUGAAUCAACGUAAAACUCUUGAGAUUAAUCCGCGCCAUCCAUUGACCCGUGAGUUGUUGCGUCGUGUAGAAGCCGAUGCUGAUGAUCUCGUCGCAAAGGAUAUGGCCGUCCUGAUGUUCAAUACUGCCACUCUUCGAUCUGGCUUCCACUUACAGGAGACCGCCGAUUUUGCCGACAGCAUCGAACGGAUGAUGCGUCAAACGCUCGGUGUGUCGUUGGAUGAAGUUCCAGAGCAGGAAGAAUUUUCCGAAGAAGACAGCUCCGAAGGCGGAGCUAAGGACGAAGGGGAAGAUAUCAAUGCCGAAGAUGAUGGAGAGCAUGACGAGCUGUAAAGCAAACCGAGCAAAUGAAUGAAUCAGCGUGUGAGUGAGCAUGUGAAUGAUUAGCUAAAGGGAGCAGAUUUUGAGUCAAUAGUUCGUCCAUGUCCUAUAAUUCCAUUUGCAUCAAGCUACUUUCCCCUUAUGACAGGAAGCAUAUUUUAAUUAUGCUCGAUUGAUCUUUAGAUAAGCGUCCAUUUUGUAGAAAUAGUAAUUAGUUUACGUUUUGCAUUGUGAAGAAGAGCUGUGUUCUUAUGCGUAUACUGUAAUGUGGAACAAAUUUAUGGUUUUGUUUUUGGUCUAUGAGUAGUACAAACAUGAUUAUCAUCACAAACACACACUAUUUAGUGACCAUCCCAUGAAAGUGAUGCUACAAUGCGCGGGUAACUCAUCUAAAUGAUAAAAAAGAACAAAUAUAUGUUUUGAUUAAAAUUA
Molecule: messenger RNA, 2944 nt
Organism: Toxorhynchites rutilus septentrionalis
Lineage: Eukaryota; Metazoa; Arthropoda; Insecta; Diptera; Culicidae
Gene: Gp93
Product: endoplasmin
Exons: 2
Coding region: 137-2524 (795 amino acids)
Biological process (GO): protein folding
Molecular function (GO): ATP-dependent protein folding chaperone; ATP hydrolysis activity; ATP binding
Source: RefSeq, a predicted model, not a curated record